CUUCUCCUUGCACCGGCGACCUAUAGCACACCGAAUCCUUUUCUCUCUUCCUCUCUUUGUUGUGACCAUUACCAGCGGUGGUUAAGGUUUCCUUACAGUUGAACCCAAGCAGCAUUAUCUGAAAUACAAUCACUUUGGGUGCUAAUGGAGGCCAAGGUUGAAGGGAACCCCUUGAUAACUCAGUCCAAAUGGAGAAAAGUGGCAUAUGGUGGGAUGCAACCUGGUUAUGAUGACAAUUACACUGAUGAGUCUUUUCUUGAAGAUAUGGUGAUGAAUGCCAAUGUGGUGAAGCGGGACAUAGUAAAGGUGAUGCGGGAUUCAGUUUCCAUCUCUCAGUAUAUCUGUGUUGUUGCACUUGUGGUCUGUGUCUGGACCUAUACUCUAGGUGCCACCAUUGAUGAGACUUCCCUCUUGCUGCUUGAUGCUGGCCUUCUAGGAUCAGGCUUCUUAGUGCUCCUCCUAACUGCAAGGAGGCUUUCAAUUAAUCUUCUUUCCCACUAUCUCCUGAAGAUAUCCUUCUUUAUAAGUGGGUUGUAUGUUUUGGCUCCUAUCUACCACACGCUCACUAGAUCUAUUAGCUCAGACUCCAUUUGGGCACUGACAGUAUCACUUCUCAUGGUCCAUCUCUUCUUGCAUGACUACUCGGGAUCCACCAUAAGGCCACCUGGAGCAUUGAAAAAUCCAACAUUGACCAGCAAUAUCUCUUUAAAUGCUUCUAUUGUGGCUUCAGUUCUAAUUGCUUCUCGCCUCCCAUCAAGGCUUCAUGUGUUUGCAAUUAUGCUCUUCUCUUUACAGGUCUUCCUCUUUGCACCACUGGUCAUGUAUUGUAUCAAGAAAUACUCUUUUGGACUGCAUCUUUGCUUCUCAUCGUUAUUGAUGACUGUGACACUGGUUUUGGUAUUUACACUGCAUCGACCUCUAUUUGCGUUGUUACUAGGUCUAUUGGUUUUUGUCACGGUUGUAUGCCCUUUCUGGCUUAUAAGGCUACAGGAGUACAAAUUUGAGAUUAAUGGUCCUUGGGAUGAAGCUAAGCUUUGUUUUGAUAUUACAGAGUGACUGCAUCAACAUUCACCUUUUGUAUCAGAAAAACUUUAUUAACCAAGUGAAAUUCAAUUACUUUCCUUUUUCUUGAUCA
Nelumbo nucifera (sacred lotus) is the source of this 1135-nucleotide messenger RNA. RefSeq names its product phosphatidylinositolglycan synthase family protein (gene SETH1). Gene Ontology annotation, cellular component: membrane; glycosylphosphatidylinositol-N-acetylglucosaminyltransferase (GPI-GnT) complex. The record is from RefSeq and is a predicted model, not a curated record. Gene Ontology annotation, biological process: GPI anchor biosynthetic process. Lineage: Eukaryota; Viridiplantae; Streptophyta; Magnoliopsida; Proteales; Nelumbonaceae.